CCCACAGGCCGAUCCACGAUCCGCCAUCCGCGAUCGAUUGGUUCGGCUGGUGCGGCCCAGUCGUACUCGGUCGUUCAGAAGAUGGCGGCGGCGUCCCAUCCGCUGCGGGUGUUCAGGGCGCUUCUGAAGGAGCUGCGGAGCCAGGGCAGCGAUUACCGACAUUCCGCCGCCUACAGAUAUAUCACGGAGCAGUACCGGAGAAACCAGGUUACCAGUGAGAAGCUGUGCUGUACUCAGCAGGAACUGGUCCACCAGGCCUCCACCUACCUGUGCCUGCUGCACAGCAUCCGCCAGCACCUGGCGCUGCACCACAAGUACCAUGGCAAGGGGGAGCGCUCACCCCGGGACAUAGCACGGCAGGUCGGCUUCAAGUUGCCGCUGCAGCCUGGGGGCAAAGGGUGGGAGAAGUGAGGAGCCGAGAGAAGUUCUGCGUUCCCAGUCUCCAGAGUGCACUUUUCUCCGCAAGUGUCGCCGACUGCCAGAAUAGAUGGAUAACGUGGACACUUGAACUUUUCUAGACACAGCUUCUGAAUGAUUCACGAUGUAAAUAAAGUAUUUAAACCGCAUUUGUGACUGUGUCG
Messenger RNA from Mobula hypostoma (lesser devil ray), 581 nucleotides. It is a transcript of the gene fmc1, whose product is annotated as formation of mitochondrial complex V assembly factor 1 homolog. NCBI's taxonomy places the organism in Eukaryota, Metazoa, Chordata, Chondrichthyes, Myliobatiformes, Myliobatidae. The transcript has 2 exons. The record is from RefSeq and is a predicted model, not a curated record. Gene Ontology annotation, cellular component: mitochondrion. The coding region runs from base 82 to 411 and encodes 109 amino acids.